Molecule: messenger RNA, 2006 nt
Organism: Mauremys mutica (yellowpond turtle)
Lineage: Eukaryota; Metazoa; Chordata; Testudines; Geoemydidae
Product: zinc finger protein 3-like
Exons: 3
Coding region: 124-807 (227 amino acids)
Source: RefSeq, a predicted model, not a curated record
AGGGUCUGUGGGGAUUUUAAUUGUUCAGUUGCUGGUUCUUUCAUUGUGUCACCAGACGAAGAGCCCUGUACAGCUAAGGAAGUUGCAGGCUGUCUAAUUCUCCAAAUUGAAGAGAUAUCAUCAAUGGAGGAAGGAGAGGAGCUGACUGUCCUGUAUUUACAGGACCCAGUGAAAAGGGAAUUGCUGAGGGGUGACCACACAGCUGGUGAUAGGAUUCCGAGAGAAAGAAAGGAGAAGGAUCCUCAUCAGGAGUAUCCUGAGCAACUGGAAUCACAUGGAAAGUUACCAGGGAUUGCCAAAGGCAAUAUUUUCCAUUAUUCUGAUCAAAGGAAAGUCUGUGAGAGUCAGCAUAGGCCAGAGAGCAAGCAGGAAGGAUUUCUAGCGAAGAAAUGGUAUAAAUCAACUCAAUCUGAAAGAGAUUUCAGCAAACCCCAAAAUGUCAUCGUCCACCACAAAAUCAACACAGGAGGGAAACCAAACAUAUGUGCUGAAUGUGGCAAAAGCUUCAAUCGGAGCUCUACACUCUUCCAGCAUCAGAGAAUUCACACGGGCGAAAAACCCUAUAAGUGUCAGGACUGUGCAAAAAGCUUCUGUCAGAGCUCAACGCUCAUUCAGCACCAGAGAAUGCACAGAGGAGAGAAACCUUAUCAGUGUCCUGACUGUGGUAAAGAUUUCCUUUGUAAAUCAGGACUUACAAUACAUCAGAGGAUCCACACAGGCGAGAAGCCUUAUGGAUGCAGUGACUGUGGCAAAAGCUUCAGGACGAAGUCCCAACUAGUGUCACAUCAAAGAGUCCACACCAAAUAGGGCCCAGUGACAGUGCUUCCUUUGGGGCACUGCCUACUCAUUCGGUUCUCUUUAGAAGCAUUGUUUGGGACAGGUGGGGGUAACAGGCAGUAUUGGAGGAAGUGAAUUAUUGUAGGAUUGAUCAUUUGGGGAUCAUAAAGUGGAGCUGGGUGAUGGGAAGAAGAGUAGAGAAAAAGCCCUUGUACAUCAUAUUCUUAUGAUUUAGUUUUUAAAGAAGUUUGAGUAUAAUUUGGCCAGAAAAAAACCCGCAGGGGCUGUAAAAGCAAUUGAAAUAAGCUGAAUUUGAUGGAGAAAUAAUGUAUUUCUUUAAACAUGGGCUGGCUUUCCAAACAUCUGGAUAACUGUGAUUUACAUGUGUGUUUUAAAACAACAUUUUUGUUAUUCAGAGAAGUGGUAGAAAUUACAAAUUCAGGUUUGGCUCCCAGUUGUAUCUGAGCCUGUAAAACUUUUCAACCAGCAUCUCAGAAAUUCCCUUUGUUUAAGUUUAGUAUCCCCUUAUUCACAUCUACUUGUCAGAAAUCAUUAACUUCCCCUAUCUAGCUUAUUUGUUAAUAUGUGAAUAUGUGUCUAGACAGGGAAUCUGGACACUUCCAGAUCUUUACUGCCAUGUAUGUUACUGAAUAUCAAGCUAAAUUUCUUCUCUUUCAUCUCUUUCAGGGCUUUAAUCUAUCCCAGCCCACAAAGGGAAUUCAUGAGGCAUGGUCCUAUUAUGUAAGAGGUAUCUCAUAACUGGAGUUGCUGCUGUCAGAAAGGCAGUAGACAGUCUCAGAUAAGAUGGGGCCUCUUUCCUUUCACUGUCAUUUGUCUUCCGUCUCUGAAAAAUGUUUUGUUUUAUUUUAUUUUAAUGCUAGCUAAAAUGGUCUUUUCUCAUGUAAAAGCAUAGGGCUAUAGGCUUUCUGAUAUUCAGGUCAGAUUCCAUCCUAGGCCUUCAGGUGCCACAAGAUGAUCAGAUUCUUCUCACAGUUUACUGCUACCUUUUUGGUCAUACCUUAUUUUAUGCUUUGUUAAAAAUGUUUAUCCAUAUGAAAUAUUUUUUCUCGAUACCUGUUGUUAUUGCAUGUUCUAUCCUCAAAUUCCAAUUUUGGUCUAGUGUUCUGCAAUGGCUCCAUAACCAUUAAAGGAAUAGAAAGAUAAUAGUGUUGAUUUAGAAUAGGAAAUUUCUCCAGAAUUGCUUGACAAGGUGUGAGGUUCCAAUACUG